Micropterus dolomieu (smallmouth bass) is the source of this 3444-nucleotide messenger RNA. It is a transcript of the gene inka2, whose product is annotated as inka box actin regulator 2. Lineage: Eukaryota; Metazoa; Chordata; Actinopteri; Centrarchiformes; Centrarchidae. Bases 160 to 1488 code for a protein of 442 amino acids. Gene Ontology annotation, cellular component: nucleus. The transcript is spliced from 2 exons. The record is from RefSeq and is a predicted model, not a curated record. Gene Ontology annotation, molecular function: protein serine/threonine kinase inhibitor activity; protein kinase binding.
CAUUCCUCAACAGGAUUUGCAUCUCCAAUCGCAAAUUGUUUUCUGCUCCCUACGAGAGUGUAUUUCUAAUUUUCCUGCCCAGCAGGAAGCUUUCAUAGUCAUGCUCGAGCUGCUUCGACUCGCGAAGCGUUUCAUCUGAAAACUGUCGUGUUUCCAAAAAUGGAACAACAGCUCUCCAAACCAGAAUGCAAAAACAUGGAUGCGUGUCUGAGACGACUGAAGCAAGAACUGGUGUCUAUGAAAGAAGCCGGAGAUGGCCUCCACGCUCAGAUGAAUUCAAUGAUGGGAGCCCUCCAGGAACUCAAGCUUCUUCAGGUUCAGACAGCGCUAGAAAACCUUGAUAUUUCAGGUCGGCCCAUUAACAGAGGACUCCCACAUCCUGCUCUGUCAGAUCCUCCUGAAGCGUCAGCUACAGCGGCUUCAACCUCGGGCAAUUAUCACAGACCCUGCUUUCGCCAAACCAUGCGUGAGGAGCACAGCCACAGUCCGAUGCCAAGUCCAAGGCCGUCUCUGGAAAGCAGAAACACCUUCAGCCGAGAUGACAGGAGCCCGUCUCAAAACAGAAGCAGCCUGGGAACCUCGUCCUCCUCUGCAUCCAGCCUUGAGAGUGAGAUAAGUGAAAGAAGUGAAAGAAGUGAAAGAAGUGCACGUUGCGAGAAUGACCUUGAGUCUAUACCCAAGAGGUGGUCGGGAUAUGCCGCCCCGCAGGUGGAUUUCUAUGGACCUAUGGUGGGAAACCCUCCGCCAGAGCCCUACACUCAUCCACAGGCUCCCAGUCGUGCUCAGGUGGUGGACCUCCCCGGGAUCCUGUACAGCCUCUCAAGAGAGGGCCCUUCAUUGGACAGUGACUACUCCCAGGACAGUACAGACGACGGCAGCGACUGGACUUCUUCGCUCAUGAGCCGCAGCCGCAACCGUCAGCCCUUAGUGCUGGGUGACAACGUCUUUGCCGACCUCGUGGGAAACUGGCUGGACUUGCCCGAGGUGGAAAGGGAUGAGGGGGAAGAAGAGGAGAGUAACAAGAGGAGAGAGGAGAGGACAGCUGAUGGAGGGGCGGACAGACCGGACACACCAGCGCACCCUCUCCGCCUCAGCCGCUCGCAGGAGAUCUGCAGGAAGUUCUCGUUAACAACAAACAUCUUCAAGAAGUUCCUGCGCAGCGUCAGGCCAGACAGGGACAAGCUUCUCAAGGAGAGGCCUGGCUGGAUGGCUCCUGAACUGCCAGAGGGUGACCUCUUCAAAAGGCAUAAGAAACUGGUUUCUAAAAGUUCAAAAGGCAGCUUCUACCUGCCAUUCUGGGCAAGCGGACAGCAGGGCAAAGGCAGGCCGUGUCCGCAUCUAGCUGAAGCAGAGAGGAACCACCAACACUACUUCCCCCAGGCCCACCAGCAGCCAUUUGCUGGGAUUUACUUAGACAGGAGACAGCCAGAGACUGGUCUGGAGAAAAUGCAGCCCUUGUUUGACUACAACACAGCUGUGUGGGUCUGACAGUGAAGCCAACAGACUGCCAGUGAUGCCAGACUGAGUGAGUGACAGGUGCUGGGGGAUUCUGGCUGUGCUGGAGGGGGAUGAAUGAAUAACUUAAUGAGAGGUUUGGACACAGUUAUCUUCCAAAAAUGAACCGAUGAGCUUCACACCCACAAGAUUAUCAUUUUGUCUGACAAUCCUAAAACCUAAAACUCGUUUGCUGUGCGUGUCUAGGCGUGUGAGUGCUGGAGAGUGUCUGAGUUAGAGAGAGACAUUUUUAAGGAAAGUUUUGUAUUAUUCAAAUUUCUUCAUAUGCGUGCGUGCAUGUAUGACUGGGUUCUCUGGAUGUCUUACAAGAUGGUACUUUGACAUGGACAUCGCUCUCAGAAUGUCACCAUCAUCAGAGAUCUUUCCAUCCACAGACUUUUUCACAACGACUGUAUGCUACAGGAAACACACUGAAAUAUCUAACUACUUUGCAUCUUUGAAUAGAAACACCAACUGUUGGAUUGCAUGGUUAAUGUUUUUUUAGAAGUGAUGCUACAAACAGCUAUUACUGAACGCACUGCCACUAAACUGUCAUAAGCUCCCUCUUGUUUCCAACAGGCCUUGACGCCCUGGAAACUCAGGUUUAACUGAAUUUGUCGGUCUCAUUCACUUUGCUCAGGGAAUGAAUGUUACACAGGAGUAAACUAUGAGACAAUGGUGCAUUUAAAUGGGUUUCAAAUACACUGUUAAAAAAAAAAAAUAUUCCUCAUCUUGCUUAGAAAGACAUAAUCAGCAAUAGUUGUGCUUGCUGUCAUGGAAAUACUCAUUUGCCGUGUAGACAUGGCACGUGUUGAGUCAACUAUCAGUCCUCCUCGUUGUUACGCAGUGAGAGGAGGGGGUAAAGAUGGCACAGCCACUACUGACUGACUGCCAUCUGGUAUCCAGUCAUUAUGUAAAGCUCAUUCGCCAAAAGCUCGAAGAAGAUGCAAAACGGGCUUGUUUAAUCUCAAAGCUUUGUGGAUGAGCUGAAUUUUGUUACAUACUGUGUAUAUACACACACACACACACACACACAGGUAAAUACAUUACAGGGCUGUGACAGGGAUGAGACAGUUGAGAGUGAAGGUAAAUAUCUGUAAUCUCGAUCAGACAGAAGCAAGGUAAAUGUAUUGAAAAUUGUACAUACUGUCAUCAACCAAACAGCAGCAAUAACAAACAUUUACUGCAAUGUCCCAUCGCAUGGUUUUCAUUAAUCUACACAGAUAAAUAUGUCACAGUAAUAUUACAGUUCAACAUGUUAACAUCACCACAGUUGUAUUUAAAUCACAAUCUGAUGAGUUAAUAUUUGACAUACAGUAUCUAUUCUCUUGUAUCAUAAUGAACAGUUUCUGUGUUUUUCCAUUUCAUGCAGCAUCGGUUACGAACGAACUUCAGCUUCCUUCACAAAUUCACAUAAAUAUCAGGAUUCCCUCAGGAUUACAGAGGACACUGCCCGCUCAGACUCAAAAUACUUUCUUUUUAUAGAGGACCACUGUUAUGCAAGGACAAUCUGAUACACUAACUUCUUAUUGUUAUGGAGAAAAAAAACUGUUAAUUUCACUCCGUUUUAAAAAAGGGAACCCAGACCAAUCAACUUAGCCAGCAGGGAUUAGGCCUUCGGUCUUUAGAGUGUCUUGGUCAGUCGAUCCAUAUGGUGUUGUCUCAGUAUUCAGGUCAAUACAUACUGCACAUUCAGAGGGUCCAACACACACACACACAGACGGUUUCUGCUGAGAAGGUUGUGCCAUGAGACACAGUCUGAGAUGUCAUAUCACACAGUAUGUGUAUGUAAAUGUAACAUUUAUUUCUUCCUAUUUACAGUUGUCCAAGUGUAAUUUUCCACACCAUUUUUCAUCAGGGUUCUGCGAACCUUCAGUAGUGAUUCUGUGUCAUGUGCACCAUAAAACUGUCACUGACUUUUUGUAAAUUAAAUCUGUUUUCAGAAAGAAA